UCCAAUAUGCAAAUAGUGGACACACAUUGCAGAAGGUGAUCAUUAUCUUAAAUCUUCCUCGUCAUCUCUGUUCAACAUUAACUAGGUGAUUGUCGACCUGAGCAAUUUGAAUUCAGCCACUUUCAAUAUUUCUCUUGAAAAAAAAGUGUAUACAGAACUGAAGAAUACAAUGGAUAAGAACUUUAGACACAGUAUCGGCUACAGCUCACCAUCUCUCAGUGAUCUCCUAAAGUCUCCAGUCUCCCUGCCUGACUACGAGAGUGUAUUCAGUCGUACGGGCAGGAGAAUUGUUUACAAUAUUCUGCGCCGCAUAAACGCAAAAGAAUGUGCGACUGGUAAACCGAUAGUCACCUUAUCUGGCGGCCUGCCUGAUACAAACACGGUACCAGCUAUACAGGCUAAGUUUUUCUUGAGAGACGGCAAUGUGAUUGAGUUGGAUAAAAAGGAUAUGGCGGCUGUCGGAAACUACGGGCAAGCUGAAGGACUACCAGAACUACGGGAAUGGCUAACAGAACUUCACCGAGUAGAACACGAGCCGCCACAGCUUAUCAGGACUGACCACCCAGAGCCGUUCAUAUUGACCAUAACCAACGGCAUCACAGACGGUCUCAGAGGGGUGUUUCACGUGUUGCUUGACGAGGACGAUCACGUGCUGAUAGAAGACGAAGUCUACUCCAACACCAUCAGUGCUCUCACAUUAUUUGGAGCAAAGCCGGUCACGGUGACAAGUGACGAGGGAGGGAUGUUGGCUCAAGAUUUGGAAGAUGUUCUAGCAUCCUGGGCAACGACACAUCCCAACACGAAAAGACCACGAGUUUUAUACUCAAUUACGGCAUGCAAUAAUCCAAAAAGCUACACUAUGGAACAAGAAAGACUGAUAGACAUUUACAAGGUGUGUAGAAAGUACGACGUUAUCAUACUGGAAGAUGCAGCAUACUACUUUAUGCAGUUUCAGCAGAGGCGGCGCGGCUUCCAGUCCAUUGAUGUAGAUGGUAGAGUGCUGAGGUUCGACACCUUCUCUAAGAUUAUAGGCGCUGGGUAUCGUUUAGGCUGGCUAAGUGGACCAGAGACACUCGUCAGAAAGUAUAUCAACAGCCUGUCACACAACACCAUUCAUCCCUGUAUCCUAUCUCAGGUAACUACAAACUUACUCUCCCUGCCGCAGAUCGUGAUAAGUAAAAUCCUGCAUCAGUGGGGAUUUGAGACAUUUUACAGCGAAAUGCGCAAGUUGGCUGCCGCGUAUGAAAAGAAAGCUCAAAACAUGGAAGGGAUUUUAAAGAAAUAUUUGUCAGCUGGUGAUGAUGAACAUGAUGUUGAUGAUGGCUAUGACAAUGGUGAUGCUGAUGAUAGUGGUGUCCGCAUCCGAAACGGGCAUCACCCUUUACAUAGUUUUGACCCCUGCUCCAACAUUCCAGGUGUUGCGACAUGGAACUUCCCGAGUGGAGGGAUGUUCUUCUGGGUGAGGAUCAAAGGCGUGUCAGACACGAGCCAGCUGAUGGAGGAAGCUCUGGCAGAGGGCGUGGCCAUUGUCGCUGGGCGGCUCUUCUCACCUGAUCAAGCUCCAAAACCUUUCAUACGGUUAUCUUUCUCGGUCGCUGGAGUGGAAGAAAUGGACAGUGGCAUCAAAACUUUAUCUGAGAUUGUGAAAAAGAUUCAAAGGAAAAUAUAG
Molecule: messenger RNA, 1669 nt
Organism: Physella acuta
Lineage: Eukaryota; Metazoa; Mollusca; Gastropoda; Physidae
Product: kynurenine/alpha-aminoadipate aminotransferase, mitochondrial
Biological process (GO): biosynthetic process
Molecular function (GO): pyridoxal phosphate binding; transaminase activity
Source: RefSeq, a predicted model, not a curated record